AUGUUUUCUCUAACUUCACUGUCUGUGUUAAGAUGGGAAUAUGGGAAGAUUGCUUACUUGGGAACAACGCAUAACCGUAGAGAUAGGUGUAGCAAAGGGGGUCCCAGUUCUUGCAUACUGCAUACUGGUAUCGUGCCGGGUGUUUAUGACAACAACUUGAAGAUAACAGACGUUUUGCUUGACAGUAACCUCGCUGCAAAAAUCAGUAGCUAUAACCUUCCUUUACUUGUGGAAGGUCUUGGAAAGGUGGGUCAAGUAGUAUCAAGAACUGGACCCAAAGACACUAUAAGGCUUGCCACUGUUGUUUCUGGUGCAGCUUCAGGGAAGCUCGUGCAAUACGAACUUGGAGGGCCUAGAGUCUGUGUCCAAACUGCAUAUGGCGUGGAGGUUGAGGUACAAUAUGAUUAUGAGAAUUCCAGAGUCAUACACAUGCCUGUAAGAAAUUGUAUGAAUCUCUUAAUAACUUUGUAGGUGGAAAAUAGUCCAUAUGAUCCAGAACAGAUGGUGUUCAUGGAUUACAGAGAUUAUACAAACCAGAAAGUCUGGAGCUUAGAAGCUGAGUAUCCAAUGUUUCUCUAUGCCAUGCCUAUGCCAAAGACAAGAGUCUUCUUUGAGGAGACAUGUCUUGCUUCAAAGAUGUCAUACCCUUUUGAUUUGCUUAAAAAGAGGCUCAUGUUAAGAUUAGAAACACUCGGAAUCCGAAUACUAAAAACUUACGAAGAGUGAGAAGAGACGGAAGAUAACAGUAAGAGGUGUUUCUCUGAUUGAUUUUGCUGCAAGAAGUUUCCAAGAACAAGAAGACAUCGCAGUAGUUUUAACCUUGACAUGUUUAAUCUAGAACUAAAGUCUCAAACUUGUAUUAUACAAUAUUUCCUGCAGUCAAUCAAUUUGGUUUUGUAUGUCAUUAAAAUGUUGAUUCAAGUUGACGUUUUCCUAUUGAAGAACAUGAAAUGUUUCAAGAUAUGUGGGUCUAAUGGUAUGCUCGAUAUUAACAAAC
Eruca vesicaria subsp. sativa (arugula) is the source of this 997-nucleotide messenger RNA. The record is from the annotation of a GenBank genome assembly. Lineage: Eukaryota; Viridiplantae; Streptophyta; Magnoliopsida; Brassicales; Brassicaceae.